Messenger RNA from Dermacentor andersoni, 840 nucleotides. The record is from RefSeq and is a predicted model, not a curated record. Lineage: Eukaryota; Metazoa; Arthropoda; Arachnida; Ixodida; Ixodidae.
AUGGUGGACCAACUGGAGCAGCGAUACUGCAUCAAAUUUUGCCAGAAACUGGGCGACAGCCAAGUGGAAACCAUUCGGAAGAUUCAGACGGCUUUCGGUUAUGAUGCUAUGAGCAGCACACGGAUUAAGCAGUGGUACGACCGGUUGAAAGACGGCCACACAUCGGUGAAGAGUGAGUCACGCUCCGGUCGGCCAUCAACAUGCCGAAAUAAUCAUGUCAAUGCCGAAGUGAACGCUGUGGUGAUGCGCGACCGUCGUGUGACUAUCCGAGAAAUUGCGGAAGGUGUGGGCAUCAGGACUUUUUCUGCACAUUCCAUUAUGACCGAAGAUUUGGCUGUGAAGAGAGUUGCGGCGAAAUUCGUGCCGAAGCUGCUCACAGUGCAGCAAAAGCAACUUCGUGUUGAAGUCUCACAGGACACGCUAGAUUCCACCAACAUUGACCCCGACUUCAUGAACACCAUAAUCACUGGGGACGACUCUUGGGUGUACGGGUAUGACCCGGCAACCGAAUCCCAGUUGUCCCAGUGGACGCAUUCCACCAUUACGGCAUACGUCGACGCGGCCGCCAAGACCGCUAGAGUGGACCACAAGAAAGCGCUCCUUAUCAACGCGCUGGGGGUGAAAGGCGUCAGUAUCUACUACAACCUCAUCGAGGGAGAGACGCAGGCCGGAACCGACGAAGAGACAGGGGACUCCAAGUCGCAUCAACUACGCCACCGCUUCAUCCAGCUCGGUCAGGGCUUUACCAUCAAGAAAGCAAUAGAAAUUGCUCAGGAAGAGAAACACACCGACAAAAUAAUGCAGCAGCUCGGCGUUCUACAAGUUAACGCCGUUUCAUAG